ACAACGAAAACAUACACAUACAUACAUACAUACAUAUACCCUGAAGUUUUAUUCAAGUGGCAACGAUGAUCGGGGUUGGAUGCGGGAGUGUGCUGCACUGGUUGCUGCUCCUGCUGAUCGGGACUAACACUUGGAGAGGGGUCGCUGGUCAAGUUUGCCCGAACCACUGUACCUGCGCCGGGACGGCGGUGGAUUGCCACGGACUGGGACUGCGCUCGGCUCCCAAAAGCGUCCCGAGGAACACCGAGAAGCUGGAUUUGAAUGGAAACAACAUCACCAGAAUCGCCAAGUCAGCCUUUGCUGGAUUGAGGCACUUGCGUGUUUUGCAGCUCAUGGAGAACCAAAUCACCACUAUUGAGAGAGGAGCUUUUCAGGAUCUGAAGGAGCUGGAGAGACUUCGCCUGAACAGGAAUAACCUACAGGUCUUGCCAGAGCUGCUUUUCCUGGGAACCCCAAAACUCUACAGACUUGAUCUGAGUGAAAACCAUAUCCACGCUAUUCCAAGGAAGGCUUUCCGUGGAGCUGUUGACAUUAAAAACCUGCAACUGGAUUACAACCUAAUCAGCUGCAUUGAGGAUGGAGCGUUCCGAGCUCUGCGAGACCUGGAAGUGCUCACCCUUAACAAUAACAACAUCUCCCGGCUUUCAGUGGCGAGUUUCAACCAUAUGCCCAGGCUCAGAACCUUUCGGCUCCAUUCAAAUAACCUGUACUGCGAUUGCCACUUGGCCUGGCUCUCCGAUUGGCUGCGGCAGCGUCCGCGAGUUGGGCUGUACACGCAAUGCAUCGGACCGGGACACCUGAGAGGUCAUAACGUUGCCGAGGUGCAAAAGAGGGAGUUCAUUUGCUCUGGCCACCAGAGCUCUCUCACACAGUCGUGCAGCGUCCAUUCGAAGUCUUGUCCUGCCGUCUGCACGUGCAGCAACAGUAUUGUGGAUUGUCGUGGCAAAGGGCUCACCGAGAUACCCAUCAACCUCCCGGAGACGAUCACUGAAAUACGUCUGGAGCAGAAUUCAAUCAAAUCCAUCCCUCCUGGAGCCUUCUCCCCCUACAAGAGAUUGCGAAGAAUAGACUUGAGCAACAACCACAUCUCUGAAAUCGCACCGGAUGCUUUCCAGGGAUUAAGGUCACUUAACUCUCUUGUGUUGUAUGGGAACAAAAUCACAGAGCUGCCCAAAGGCUUGUUCGAGGGUCUCUUCUCUCUGCAGUUGCUGUUGCUGAAUGCCAAUAAAAUAAACUGCCUGCGUGUGGAUGCCUUUCAGGAUCUCCAUAACCUGAACCUUCUCUCUCUGUAUGACAACAAGUUACAAACUAUUGCCAAAGGAACCUUUGCCCCUCUGCGAGCCAUCCAGACUCUGCAUUUGGCGCAGAAUCCGUUCAUUUGUGACUGCCACUUGAAGUGGCUUGCCGACUACCUGCACGCAAACCCCAUUGAAACCAGUGGUGCCCGCUGCACCAGCCCUCGCCGCCUGGCAAACAAGAGGAUCGGGCAGAUCAAAAGCAAGAAGUUCCGCUGCUCAGCGAAAGAACAGUAUUUCAUUCCAGGAAUUCACCAUUUUGGCUGCACAGAGGAUUACAGAUCCAAGCUCAGCGGAGAUUGCUUCAUGGAUCUUGCUUGCCCUGAGAAGUGUCGUUGUGAAGGAACCACUGUGGACUGCUCCAAUCAAAGACUCACCAAAUUCCCUGACCACAUCCCUCAGUACACCGCUGAGCUGCGCCUCAACAACAAUGAAUUUACAGUGCUGGAAGCCACUGGGAUCUUCAAGAAACUCCCUCAGCUCCGCAAAAUAAAUUUAAGCAAUAAUAAGAUCACAGACAUCGAGGAGGGGGUCUUUGAGGGAGCUACAGGUGUUAAUGAAGUACUGUUGACUGGCAACCGUCUGGAAACUGUCCAUCUCAAAAUGUUCAAAGGACUGGAUAGUCUUAAAACUCUGAUGCUGAGGAGCAAUAAGAUUAGCUGUGUGAGCAAUGACACAUUCACAGGGCUCAGCUCCGUCCGCUUGCUCUCACUCUAUGACAACCAGAUCACAACCGUCUCUCCAGGAGCUUUUGAUACACUUCAUUCACUGUCCACACUAAAUCUGCUGGCUAAUCCCUUUAACUGCAAUUGUCACUUGGCCUGGCUGGGCGAGUGGCUCAGAAAGAAGCGCAUUGUGACUGGGAACCCUCGCUGCCAGAAACCCUAUUUCCUGAAAGAGAUUCCCAUUCAGGAUGUAGCAAUCCAGGACUUCACAUGUGACGAUGGAAAUGAUGACAACAGCUGCUCACCGCUUGCCCGGUGCCCCGCUGAGUGCACUUGCUUGGAUACUGUGGUGCGUUGCAGUAACAAGGGACUUAAAGCCUUACCCAAGGGCAUCCCCAAAGAAGUGACAGAACUAUAUCUGGAUGGAAAUCAAUUUACCAUGGUACCCAAGGAGCUCUCUAACUACAAACACUUAUUACUAAUUGAUCUAAGCAACAACAGAAUCAGUACACUGUCCAACCAGAGCUUCAGCAACAUGACUGACCUCCUGACUCUAAUUCUGAGUUACAAUCGUCUGAGGUGCAUUCCAGCCCGGGCAUUUGAUGGCUUGAAGUCUUUGCGUUUGUUGUCUUUGCAUGGGAAUGAUGUCUCCACUAUUCCCUCAGGAGUUUUCAAUGACCUCUCCUCAUUGUCCCACUUGGCCCUUGGAGCAAACCCUCUCUACUGUGACUGUAAAAUGCAGUGGUUGUCUGACUGGGUGAAGUCUGGCUACAAGGAGCCAGGCAUUGCUCGCUGUGCAGGACCUGGUGACAUGACAGAUAAGCUCCUGCUCACAACCCCGUCUAAGAAGUUUGAAUGUCAAGGUCCGGUUGACAUUGGUAUUCUGGCCAAAUGUAACCCUUGCUUUUCGAACCCAUGCAAAAAUGAUGGAACUUGCUCCAAUGAUCCUGUGGAUUUCUACAGGUGCACCUGUCCUUAUGGAUACAAGGGUCAGGACUGUGAUGUGCCCAUUCAUGCCUGCAUUAAUAACCCGUGCAGCAACGGUGCAACUUGCAAUCUUAAAGAGGGAGAAAAGGAUGGAUUCUGGUGCUCAUGCGCUGAUGGCUUUGAGGGUGAGAUCUGUGAGGUGAACAUUGACGACUGUGAAGACAACGACUGUGAAAAUAAUUCAACCUGUGUCGAUGGAAUCAAUAACUAUACCUGCCUCUGUCCACCUGAAUACACAGGUGAGCUGUGUGAAGAGAAACUCGAUUUCUGUGCCCCAGAGCUGAACUCCUGCCAGCACGACUCCAAGUGUAUCAUGACUGCCAAGGGAUUCAAAUGUGAAUGCACACCUGGCUAUGUUGGUGAACACUGUGAUAUCGACUACGAUGAUUGCCAAGAGAACAAAUGCAAAAACAACGCACAGUGCAUUGAUGCAGUGAACGGAUACACUUGCGUAUGCCCAGAGGGUUACAGCGGUCUGUUCUGUGAGCUGACUCCCCCAAUGGUUUUACCUCGCACCAGCCCCUGUGACCACUUUGAAUGCCAGAAUGGAGCUCAGUGCAUAGAGAUUGGAAACGAGCCUGUCUGCCAGUGCCUGUCUGGUUAUGAGGGGGACAAGUGUGAGAAGCUGAUCAGUGUGAACUUCGUGAACAGAGACUCCUACCUGCAGAUCCCUUCACCCAAAAUCUGGCCUCAGCCUAAUAUCUCUCUCCAGGUUGCCACCGGUGAAGACAAUGGGAUUUUGCUGUACAAAGGAGACCGUGAUCAUGUUGCCGUGGAGCUGUUCCGUGGCCGCGUACGUGUCAGUUAUGACACAGGAACAUAUCCAGCCUCAGCCAUUUACAGUGUGGAGACAAUCAACGAUGGUAACUUUCACAGUGUGGAGCUGGUGGCAGCCGAUCAGAUGCUGACCCUGGCUGUAGAUGGAGGAAACCCAAAGAGCAUCAACAACUUAGCCAAACAGUCCACACUUAGCCAAGACUCGCCUCUUUAUGUUGGAGGGAUGCCCAUUAAUACCAACCUGGCAGCUCUGCGCCAGGGACCAGGUCAGAAUGGUACGAGUUUCCACGGCUGCAUUCGUAACCUGUAUAUCAACAACGAGCUGCAGGACUUUCAGAAAGUUCAGAUGCAGGAAGGCAUUGUGCCAGGCUGUGAACCUUGCCAGAAGAAGAUGUGCAAGCAUGGGACGUGUCAUGUCAAUGGGCAGUCCAGCUUCACCUGUGAAUGCGAAGGAGGUUGGACAGGAUCGCUUUGUGACCAGCAAACCAACGACCCAUGUCAGGGCAAUAAGUGUGUGCGUGGUACCUGUGUGCCCAUCAAUGCCUUCUCGUACAGCUGCAAAUGCCAGCCAGGGUUCAGAAGUGUGCUGUGUGAUGAAGAAGAGGAACUCUUUAACCCCUGUCAGAGCAUCAGGUGCAAGCAUGGGAAAUGCCGGCUCUCAAGCCUGAGCAGACCCUACUGCGAAUGUAAUAGUGGAUACACUGGAGAGAACUGUGACAAAGAAAUCUCCUGUCGAGGGGAACGAAUCCGAGAUUACUAUCAGAAGCAGCAAGGCUACGCUGCUUGCCAGACAACCAAAAAAGUCUCGCGGUUAGAAUGCCGAGGUGGGUGUGACAACGGACAGUGCUGUGGACCUCUGAGAAGCAAACGACGGAAAUACUCUUUUGAAUGCACCGACGGGUCUUCGUUCGUGGAAGAUGUGGAGAAGGUCGUGAAGUGCGGCUGCUCGAGAUGUUCUUUGUAAAGCUUUGAACACUCGCCCUUUUUCUAAACAACGUGGGGGAACUUAUUUUGCUUCCAUAGUGGAGAUAUUUGAAUUAUAUUGUAAUAUACAGACAUAUUUUUAUUAUCAGAAAAUGACUAUUUUCUUCAUUUACAAGACAUUUCGAGUCCUCUUGAAUGGAAAAUCAUCACAAAGCAAGUAAGAUGCCUGUCAGAAGCCAAUCAGUUUUUUUGGACUAGGGAUCGACUUCUCUGAGCUGGUUGGAAGGAAAGCCCUCCUACUCAGGACAUCCUGCGGGCUAACUCCAAAGGGAAGGGGGCCGUGUUGCUGGAAGCGAGCAGCAGACGUACAAAGAAGACGACAGACUGUCAGUCUCAUCAGCUCGCCUUUGACACUAGGGACAUGAAUUAAACUGCGCUGCGGGAAACAGAACCGAGAAUGUGCAUCGAUGAAGAAGCCCUGGAACUUCCGCUGUCAUUUUAUAUCUUGGUUACGUGAACAGUCGUUUUAUUUCUGGUAUAAUGUGUACAUUAGCAUACUCGAGCUUACAAAGUGUUUAGCAAGCCUUGUUUUCCAGUAUUAAUUCUUUGUAAUAUAAUUAUAAAUGGGGAGGGGGGAAACUAUACAACAAAAUAGAGAAUUGAUGUAUGGAUUACUUAGUUGGAUAUUGUGAUUUUCCUCAAAAGAGUUCACGCAGUAUUCAAAAUAUCAUUAAGAAGUAUUUAUUGUAUCAAAAAAAACUUGUACCUAACUUUGCUAGAACUUCUCUUUCACUCCAUUUUGAAUCUUUAAUAUAUAUUAAUUUAUAUUUCGUCCUCAUAUUUUUGUAUGUUAAAAAGUAAAAAAAUAUGAUUGCAGUUUUUUUUUGGAGGGGGGGAGGGAAAUAGAGUAACUAACAAUCUAGCAUGUCCUGUUGGGGUUAAUUGUCUUGUUACUUUUUUGACUGGUUGUGUCUCCUGUACUUUUGACCACUGACAUUGGUUUGGACUACCAAGCCUGAGUAAUAAUCUCAGCCAAACAGUGUCAGAUAUAACAAGCCAGUGUAUAUUUUGUGAAUUUCUGCUGAAUUUGUACCUUACAAAAGAAAUAAUGACUGCCUUGACAAACUAGA
Callorhinchus milii (elephant shark) is the source of this 5778-nucleotide messenger RNA. It is a transcript of the gene slit2, whose product is annotated as slit homolog 2 (Drosophila). The record is from RefSeq and is a predicted model, not a curated record. The transcript has 38 exons. Gene Ontology annotation, biological process: negative regulation of cell growth; retinal ganglion cell axon guidance; negative chemotaxis. Gene Ontology annotation, molecular function: heparin binding; calcium ion binding; Roundabout binding. NCBI's taxonomy places the organism in Eukaryota, Metazoa, Chordata, Chondrichthyes, Chimaeriformes, Callorhinchidae. Bases 66 to 4688 code for a protein of 1540 amino acids.